GCCAUUCUCUAAGUAUUUCUCUCCAUAUAAAAACAAAACACUUCCCGCUUUUCUAACUUCUCAGUUCCCUCCUUUUCUCUGUCUCUCUGUGUAUAGAGAAGUGCUGCUAGAGUUAUUUUUACUUGUUGUAGCAGGUGAUCAAAGUACGUACUCAAUACCUGGAGAAUUCUGACGAUCGUGCUAAACACAAGCUCAAAUAACAAAGUUGAAGAUUUCAAUUUGGUAAAAGAAAAAAAAGAAGAAGAUGAAUGCGGUUAUUGAUAAAGAGAGAGACUAUCAUUAUCUCGCAUUGAAGGCACGGAUAGGAGGAAGGAAAAAAGACCGAGUGAAGAAACAAGAGGAAAGACCAGUAUUAAUGUGGGAGAAAUGGGAAGAACAAAACGAUAGUUGGCUUGACGAAAACUACAGAGAUCAUAACUUGGAUUUGGAUUUGGAUGAUCGGAACGAGUUAAUUUGCGAAAUAGCAGAGCCGUCAUCGGAUAUGAUUGUGCCAUUGUUCAGGUACCAGAAGGAGUGGUUGUUUUGGGCACUUAAUCAAGAAGAAUCUGAAGCAAAAGGGGGUAUUCUCGCUGACGAGAUGGGAAUGGGAAAAACUAUACAAGCGAUAGCGCUUGUUCUUGCUAAACGCAAAUUACAGAAAGAUUCCAGUAUAUUUUCUUCUUCUCCCAAUACUUCCCAGAAACUCCCAUUAGCAAAGGGAAACCUUAUAAUAUGUCCGGUGGUUGCUGUCCAGCAGUGGCUAAAUGAGAUAAAUCGCUGCACCAUUGAAGGAAGCAACAAAAUUCUUGUUUACCACGGUUCCAACAGAAAGAAGCUUAACCACAAUAUUGAAGAAUAUGAUUUUGUCAUCACUACGUACUCCACUGUUGAGGCUGAAUAUAGGAAAAAUGUGAUGCCGCCAAAACAAAAGUGCGAGUGGUGUGGCAAAUCAUAUUAUGAAGAGAAGUUGUCCAUGCACCUGAAGCGGUUUUGUGGACCAGAUGCGCCAAAGAAUCGGAGGAAGAAGUUAGAACUUGACGUAGAAUUGUUGGAGCAGAAAACAGAUUCUACGGAGUUAGAGACUAAUAUGCAGACGACAGACUCUAUGGCGUCAGAGACUAAUGUGCAGAAAUCAGGUUCUACUGAGUCAAAGACUGAUAUGAAGAAAGCAGGUUGUAGGAAGCGUAGGAGAAUGACAGAAGAAGGGAACAAUGAUGGUUCUAUUGAUAAUUCAGCCAGUACAAGUCAAGAUUUGCCACAGAGGAAAUCAAUUUUGCAUUCAGUGAACUGGGCUCGUAUCAUCUUGGAUGAGGCACAUUAUGUAAAAGAUAGGCGCAGCAACACAACAAAAGCUACUCUUAGUUUGGAGUCUUCUUAUAAGUGGGCCUUAAGUGGUACUCCAAUUCAGAAUCUUGUUGGAGACUUGUAUUCACUUGUCCGUUUCCUACAAAUAGUACCCUACUCUUUUUACUUUUGCAAGGAUUGUGAUUGCAGAACACUUGACCACAGCUCUACAACUGAGUGCCCACAGUGCCCUCACACAUCUAACCGGCACUUUUGCUGGUGGAAUAGAUACAUUACUACACCUAUGACACAUGGAGGGAGUUAUGGGAAUGGUCGAGAUGCGAUGGUUCUUUUGAAGCACAAAAUUCUAAAUUGUAUCCUAUUAAGACGAAGCAAAAAAGGAAGAGCUGCAGAUCUUGCACUUCCUCAAAAGAUUGUUACUUUGAGAAAAGAUUCUUUGGAUGUCAAAGAAGAAGACUACUACAUGUCAUUGUACAAUAAAGGCCAGGCACAAUUUAAUACUUAUGUUCAAGCUGGAACAUUGAUGAAUAACUUUGCACACAUUUUUGAGAUUCUCACGCGCCUACGGCAGGCAGUUGAUCAUCCUUACCUUGUGGUAUCCUCUAGUACUGCUUUGGCUAAAAGUGGGAACCUGGACUCUGGAAAUGCUGAUCAACCUUGUGGCUUAUGUCAUGAUACAAUGGAUGAUCCAGUUGUUACUUCUUGCAUGCAUGUCUUUUGCAAGACGUGUUUGAUGGACUUUGCUGCAAGUGUUGGACAAGUGCCAUGCCCUUUGUGUUCUGAACUACUUACAGUUGACUUCACUGCAAAUAAUGAGAAGGCGGGUCAGAAUUCUAAACCGACUCUCAAAGGGUUUAAGUCCUCAAGUAUACUGAACAGAAUUCAGCUCGAUGCAUUCCAGUCCAGCACUAAAAUAGAUGCAUUGCGGGAAGAAAUUAGGUUCAUGAUUGAAAGAGAUGGUUCUGCAAAAGGAAUUGUUUUCAGCCAGUUCACAUCUUUUUUGGAUCUGAUACACUAUUCCCUUCGGAAGUCGGGCAUCAAUUGUGUUCAAUUAGUUGGAUCCAUGUCUAUGGAUGCAAGAGCUGCAGCCGUUACCACAUUUACUGCCGAUCCAGAUUGCAGGAUAUUGCUUAUGAGCUUGAAAGCUGGAAGUGUUGCACUCAAUCUUACAGUUGCAUCACAGGUUUUCAUGAUGGAUCCUUGGUGGAAUCCUGCUGUGGAGCGACAAGCCCAAGAUAGAAUCCAUCGAAUAGGGCAAUAUAAACCUGUCAGGAUUGUGAGAUUUGUGAUCGAAAAUACAAUUGAAGAGAAGAUCUUAAAGUUGCAGGAGAAGAAGGACCUUGUUUUUGAAGGGACGAUUGGUGGCUCUUCAGAGGCGUUUGGAAAGCUAACAGAAGCAGACUUGAAAUUCUUGUUUGCGACUUAAAUUAGUUAAUAUUUUGUUCUUCAGUUUAGGAAGCAGAUUCACUUGUAUUUUGAUUAGCUUCUAUCACAAAGUUUGUAAAUAGGCUAGUCGUCUGCUGCCCAUGCUUUAUUCUAUAUAUACUUGAACUUAGCCGGUAGAAAGGCUAUACUGCUUUUGGUUUGUCCAGGGAAUGUUGCUUUUGCAUCA
Molecule: messenger RNA, 2896 nt
Organism: Lycium ferocissimum
Lineage: Eukaryota; Viridiplantae; Streptophyta; Magnoliopsida; Solanales; Solanaceae
Product: DNA repair protein RAD16-like
Exons: 16
Coding region: 245-2710 (821 amino acids)
Molecular function (GO): ATP-dependent chromatin remodeler activity; metal ion binding; ATP binding
Source: RefSeq, a predicted model, not a curated record